GCCGCUGCUGCUGCUGCUGCUGCUGACACACAAACCGGUUGUCCUGCACUGGAAGAGGACACACAACUGACAACAGCCUGAUCUGGAGCAAGUGGCUGGAAAUUUGCACAUACAGAGACUAAAAAAGUCACCAGCGUAAAAAAAAAAACCAUGAUUAAGAACGGACAUCACCAUCAUCAGGCGAACACACCAGCAGGGAAAGACGCAGGGACGACCCCCAGUGCUGCAGCUUGUAGUCCCGAGAAGAGGAGGAGAAGGAUCCGGGUGUGGUGCGACGGGUGCUAUGACAUGGUCCAUUAUGGCCACUCCAACCAACUGCGGCAGGCCAAGGCCAUGGGAGAUUACCUCAUCGUUGGAGUACACACAGACAGUGAGAUCGCGAAGCACAAGGGUCCGCCAGUCUUCACUCAGGAAGAAAGGUACAAGAUGGUGCGGGCUAUAAAGUGGGUGGAUGAAGUUGUGGAAGGAGCGCCUUAUGUCACAACCCUGGAGACCCUCGACAAGUACAACUGUGACUUCUGUGUACAUGGAGAUGAUAUAACACUAACAGUGGAUGGGAAGGACACAUAUGAAGAAGUGAAGAAGUCCGGGAGGUACAGGGAGUGUAAGCGAACGCAGGGAGUGUCAACCACAGACCUGGUUGGCAGGAUGCUGCUGAUGACCAAAGCACACCACAGCAACAUAGAUAGUUCAAACUAUCAACAACACACAGACAACUUUGGAAAGGGGUCGCAUGCUCAGAGGGGCCACAGUCCCUGGACUGGGGUGUCACAGUUCCUUCAAACGUCACAGAAGAUCAUCCAGUUCGCCUCAGGUCAGGAGCCUCAGCCUGGAGACACCAUCAUCUACGUGGCAGGAGCCUUUGACCUGUUUCACAUUGGCCAUGUGGACUUUCUGGAAGCGGUGCAUAAGCUUGCAGAUAAGCCGUACAUUAUCGUGGGGCUGCACUUUGAUCAGGAGGUCAAUCGCUACAAAGGGAAAAAUUACCCCAUAAUGAAUGUCCAUGAGAGAACGCUCAGUGUCCUGGCCUGUCGAUAUGUGUCCGAGGUGGUGAUUGGUGCACCAUUUGCAGUCACAAAAGACUUACUGGACCAUUUCAAGGUAGAUCUUGUUUGCCAUGGAAAGACAGAAAUAUACCCAGACAAGGACGGAUCUGACCCUUAUGCUGAGCCCAGGAGGAAAGGAAUCUUACGUACUAUUGACAGCGGGAACAGCCUCACCACAGACGCCAUUGUGCAGAGGAUAAUAAAAAACAGGUUGCUAUUCGAGGCAAGAAACCAGAAGAAGGAAGCCAAAGAGAUCGCAGUGAUCCAGGCCAUGAAGCGGCAAGAAGAGGAAAAGAUGAAGGAGAGAGCCCAGGCUGUUCUGUAGGAAGGCACCAUGAACCCAGUGUUAACAUUACCCUGACAUGAUAACGUAUCUAAACUCAUGUACAGUCAAAUCAGCAUAACCAUGACACACUGCAAACACAGUCCUGCAGUCCCUAAUAACAGUUUUUAAUCAAGGCAGCACAGUCUGUUAUGGGAUUAUCAGGUAUAAAGUGUGUGUGUAUGUGUGUGUAUGUGUGUGUGUGUGUGUGUGUGUGUGUGUGUGUGUGUGUGUGUGUGUGCGUGUGUGUGCGUGUGUGUGGGUGUGUGUUGGGAGUGGUCCUCUGUGUAUUAAUAUAUACUAUAUAUGCAACUACAUGUCUUUCCUGUAGCAGUAUUGUCAUUGAACACAUCAUGCAUACAGACAUCUGCUGUCCCAUCAAACCAGCUAAAGACGGGACAGAAAAAGACUGAAGCAUCAAAGAGAUCACCGUGUCUUCAACUGUCUAUAUUAAGUCUUCAGAUAUUUUUAGGUACUUUUAUUUUUUUGCCUUCAGAAAAUCUUGAAUUUAUAAGUAUUUUAUCUUGGGAUUUUGACAUACGAGGGGGCAAAUGUGGGGAUCUGAGACCGAGGCAUUACAGGAAGUGAUUUUUGAUCUGUCAUUUCCACUGGGCUCCUGCUGCUUUCUGCCUAUAAAUGGGUUUAGCCCCGAGAUUUAUUUCUGUAUAUACUGUAUGUACUGUAUGUAACUAGUACAGGUUGUAUGAAGGAUGUUAAAAACCACUAGAUGUUUUAGGGAGGAAGUGUCCCUGCUUCUGAAGGGGAAAGGUCUUUGCUGGACUUAAACAGACUCUUACGGGACCUCAUGUACAUACCAGUUCUUGCUCCAGGCUGCACUGACAAAAAAAAUCACCAGAACUGUUUACUAUCUGCUCUAGUGGAGCGGGUUUUAACUCAAAAAUACAGACUGUCGACACCUGCGCUCCUGGCACUUGAGUGCAGUUUUUUUAACCAACACUCCUUAAAUUUAUCCUAAGAGAUAUAUGUAUAUAUAUAUAUAUAUAUA
Messenger RNA from Sphaeramia orbicularis (orbiculate cardinalfish), 2374 nucleotides. RefSeq names its product ethanolamine-phosphate cytidylyltransferase-like. The record is from RefSeq and is a predicted model, not a curated record. Lineage: Eukaryota; Metazoa; Chordata; Actinopteri; Kurtiformes; Apogonidae. Gene Ontology annotation, molecular function: ethanolamine-phosphate cytidylyltransferase activity. Gene Ontology annotation, biological process: phosphatidylethanolamine biosynthetic process. The coding region runs from base 151 to 1371 and encodes 406 amino acids. Gene Ontology annotation, cellular component: cytoplasm. The transcript is spliced from 13 exons.